AUGGAGAAUGACCAGUCUUCCACCUCACCUGGGCAGGACAUCCAGGGGCAGAGUGGGGACAAACCUGCCUCUGGCCUGCCAUCCCCUGCUCCAGUCCCCAUGGAGCAGCCAAGCAGCUGGCCCAAAGAAGCCGUGUGUGACAUCUCAGAGGAGCUGAGCCGGCAGCUGGAGGACAUCAUUAAAACCUACGGGUCUGCCACGAGCCUGAUGGAGAAGGAAAGCACUGCUACAGGAGCAGACAGGCCUGAGAAGGGAGAGCCAGGCAGCUUGGAGGAUGCAGAGUAUGAAGAUGGAAAUGAAGAGAGUGAGAAAGAGAAGCUGGUUCCUGGGGAUGCUUCCAAAGCAAAAGAGCCCAGCAGCAACAAGGAGCAGAAGCUGGAGAAGAAAAUCCUGAAGGGACUAGGAAAAGAAGCCACCCUACUGAUGCAAACUUUGAAUAAGCUGAAUACUCCAGAAGAGAAGCUGGACCUGUUGUUUAAGAAGUAUGCUGAGCUGCUUGAAGAGCAUCGUGCUGAGCAGAAAAAGCUGAAGUACCUACAGAAGAGACAGGCCCAGAUCACCAAGGAGAAGGACCAGCUGCAGAGUGAGCACAGCCGAGCCAUCCUCGCCCGCAGCAAGCUCGAGAGCCUGUGCCGGGAGCUCCAGAGGCACAACAAGAACCUCAAGGAGGAAACAAUCCAGCGGGCACGGGAGGAAGAUGAGAAGAGGAAAGAAAUAACUAAUCACUUCCAGGGCACACUGAGUGAAAUCCAGGCUCAGAUCGAGCAGCAGAGUGAGAGGAACAUGAAGCUCUGCCAGGAGAACACGGAGCUGGCAGAGAAGCUGAAGAGCAUCAUUGACCAGUAUGAGCUGCGGGAAGAGCACCUUGACAAAAUAUUUAAGCACAGAGAACUUCAACAGAAACUGGUGGAUGCCAAGUUGGAACAGUCUCAGGAAAUGAUGAAGGAAGCCGAGGAGCGACACCAGAAAGAGAAGGAAUAUCUCCUGAACCAAGCUGCAGAAUGGAAGCUCCAGGCCAAAAUGUUAAAGGAGCAAGAGACUGUCCUGCAGGCACAGAUCACUCUCUACUCUGAAAGAUUUGAAGAAUUUCAGAAAACAUUGGCCAAAAGCAAUGAAGUGUUUGCCACAUUCAAACAGGAGAUGGAAAAAAUGACAAAGAAAAUGAAGAAGUUAGAAAAGGAUACUGCUACAUGGAAAUCCAGGUUUGAGAACUGUAACAGAGCAUUACUGGACAUGAUUGAAGAGAAAGCCAUGAGGUCCAAGGAAUACGAGUGCUUCGUGCUGAAAAUCCAGAGACUAGAGAACCUCUGCCGUGCUCUGCAGGAAGAGAGGAAUGAAUUGUACAAAAAAAUAAAGCAAGCACAGUUCCCAGAAGAGGUGAAUGGAAAUGGCAUCUUAGAAGAAGAAGAAGAAGAAGAUGAUGAAGAAGAUGAUACUAAAACAACCCCUUCCCCCUCUGAGCAGGCCAGCAUUGAGCUGCAUGAGAGUGACAAGAGGAUGCUGAAGCAGCUGGCUGAAGCUUUCAGGGUGUCCCACAAGGCAGAGGAGUCCCUCCCAAGCAACAGCAGCAAUCCAGAGCCCUGUGACACUGAAACAUGUAAUGCCAUCCUGGUGCCAGAGCCUCCUGCUCCUCUCACUCCACAUUCAGAGGCUGGGAAAAACUGUGAGCAGCCCAGCACGAGCACACCAACACCCACUGAACACACAGCAGUACCCACUGAAAGUAUGACAGAGCCCACUGAGAAUGGGUCAAAGCCCCCCAAAAGCAUGCCCUCACUUCCAGACAGGGUGCCAACACCCACAGAAAGUGUGCCAGUGCCUCCUGAGAGUGUGCUUGUCCCCGCUGGGAACAUGCCAAUACCCACUGAAAGCAUGCCAGCAACCCCUGAAAACGUGCCAACCCCCACACAAAACACACCCAUCUCCCUUGGGAAUAUGCCAGUGCCCAUUCAGGGUCCACCAAAAGCUGCAGAAUGUGUGGAUGAGCAGGCAGAUAGAUCUGUCCAGGGUCAGUCUGCGGAGCAAACAGGGGACCCAGACAUGGAAGCAGUGGAUUGAAGACACCAUAUGUCCAGGCUUGUCUUCUGCAAACCAGAGCUCUGCUUUGUCCUCUAAAUGGAUACUUUUUUUUUUUUUCAAGAAACAAAAAUUGGUUCCUAAAAUGCACUUAUGUAUUUGUAUGCAAAUGUAAUGCACUUCUCUUUGCUACCACUAUCCAGUAAUAAUGGGUCUGCAAAUUUUGCUGUCCUUCAUCUGCUUGAAGUAUAAUAUUUUCUUAAUGACAUGGAAAUACAAUGAAAUCACAGGAUCUCUUUUUCCCAGGCAUGAUGAGUCAUCUCAUUCAGGAAAGUAAUUUUAGUGUUGCAUUUCCAUGUUUCAAAAACCAGUGCAAUUCUCAUGCAUAUAUUUAAAGACUCAUCAUUAAUCCUAUCUAUUUAUUUUGAGAUUGCAGAAAAGGUGGCCUACUUGGACACACUAUGAUUUUAAUAAAUGAGGUGAAAGGAAUCUGUAAUUACAAAGUAAAAUAGCGAAACCAUAAAUGUGGUCAGCCAUAUCCAAGGAGCAGUACAACAGAGGUGAAUUUUUGGGCAAGGAAAUGACCAUUCAUCUCAGUAACCUAAACACCCACAAGCUUUCAGCCUUACCUUCCAUUGGUCUUUUCUGCUCAGUGUUCUAUAAUAGGUUUUGUUUUCAACAGAACUACAGGAAAAGGGAAAAUAUCAUUUCUAGAUUCACAUACAAUAACUGAAAACAGCAAUUUCCAAAUUGAUGGCAAUUCCCAAGGUAGGGGUCACAAUUCUCUUUCUACAUCCAACAGAAAACUGCUACAUUGUCAUACUAUUUGGAAUGACAAGGCCCACAGUGGGGAUCAUGCGUGUUUCCAGCACACAAACAAGGUUAGAAGUUCAGAAGUUGGUUGCAGAUCCCAAUUUCUAGGCAAGGAGCAGAAAGCAGAGUGGAAGGUACCAGGAUGUAUUCCAGAAGGAUACUGAAGAAUAAUUCUGAGAUCAUGCUUCUGGACGGAGCUGUCCCUCCCAGUUACAGCCACAUGAACCACAGCUUCCUCCUGGCACUGCUGCAUGGGCUAAUGCUCCCAGGAGAAGGAUGAGGACUUACCUGUCACCCCAUUCUGGAAAUAGUGCACAAGUCAAUAAGCCAGAAGCAAAGAACCAGGAAAGCAGGAAUCUCUCUCACAGACACCUCCAGGGGCUGGCUACAUUCCCAUCCCCUUUCUUGUCUAACCAGCUCUACCCAUCUGCCUGCCAACAGCUAUUGCUUAAUAAUGCAGCCACCUUGUCAGAAACUGGUUUAUUCUGGUGCCAAGAACAGAGAUGAAGAAGGA
Serinus canaria (Common canary) is the source of this 3343-nucleotide messenger RNA. It is a transcript of the gene TXLNB, whose product is annotated as taxilin beta. The record is from RefSeq and is a predicted model, not a curated record. The transcript has 9 exons. Lineage: Eukaryota; Metazoa; Chordata; Aves; Passeriformes; Fringillidae. Gene Ontology annotation, molecular function: syntaxin binding. Bases 1 to 2058 code for a protein of 685 amino acids.